Symbiodinium necroappetens is the source of this 2151-nucleotide messenger RNA. The record is from the annotation of a GenBank genome assembly. Lineage: Eukaryota; Dinophyceae; Suessiales; Symbiodiniaceae.
AUGGCCUCACAGAAGGAUGCCUCUGCAUUGUCUACAUAUGGCUCGACUACGGGACCAACACAGCUAAACAGCUUUGCAGAGUCUAUGGCCCCUUAUGUGGCAGAAUUUAUUGGCACCUAUCUUCUCGUCUUCACCAUCGCCGUCUUUAGCAUAGCCGAGAGUGCGGACUUUGCCGGAACUGCCAUUGGAACUUUGCUAGCAGUCCUGGUGUACAGCUUGGGCCCUGUUUCCGGUGGCCAUUUCAACCCUGCAGUGUCUUUCGCUUGCGGCCUCACACGGAAAACGCCAUGGCCUCAGGUGAUUGCUUACAUUUUACUGCAGAUCUCGGCAGGGCUUGUGGCCGGCAUCGCUUGCCACGAGAUCUUCCAGCAGCCACUCGGUGUGUCUCCAAUACCCCCCUUUGGCUUUUGGGAUGCAUCCUUCCUGGAGGCACUCUACACAGGCAUGCUCUGUUUCGUGGUGCUUUCCGUAUCUACAUCGAAGAACAACAACCCCGACCGCGACCAGAACCACUACUUCGGACUCGCCAUCGGACUCGUCAUCGUUGCUGGUGGACAUGCAGCCAGUGGGAUCUCCGGUGGGAUCUUCAAUCCAGCAGUGUCCCUUGGCCUGGAGAUUGUGGGAGCUCGGGCUCCUGCUGCAGCUGCAGGGCCAUGGGGCUUGGCUUUUGCUGGGAUGCAGAUCUUCGGCGCAACGAUGGCUGCCGCCAUGUUCGUGGCAGUGCGUGCCGCAGAGCUCCGCAACGGUGAAGAGCCACUCCGAGAACAACUUGGGGAUGCGGGGGGUUCGCUUCUCUCGAAGUUGUUAAGUGAGUUUUUGGGCACUUUUCUCCUGUGCAUCACCGUGGGACUGAGCAUGGUGAUGCACUCGAUCUCGACGCCAUGGGCUGCCUUUGCAGCCCUUGCCAGCAUGAUCUAUGCAGUGCACGACAUCAGUGGCGGGCAUCUGAACCCGGCAGUCACAGCUGCAGUUGUCUUCAGUGGUCGAGGGAAGUGCCCUGCUGGCCGCGGUGUGGCAUACGCAGCCGUCCAGCUCCUCGCCGGCUCUUUGGCUGGUGCUAUCACGGCAGCCUACCAGAGCCAGAGCAUGUUCAUGGUGAAAGAGAUCAGCUUGCAGCCCAAGCUGCCGUACAGCUGGAUUGCGGUUCUAGUUGUCGAGACAGCCUUUACAUCACUGCUCGCCUUCGUGGUUCUCAGUGUGGCAACUGCUAAAACUCCGGAUGCUGUAUCAUCGCAGAACUUUCCAUUCGGUUUUGCGAUCGGAGCCUGCGUUUUGGUGGGUGGCUUUGCUUCCAGCUCGAUUUCCGGCGGCAUCUUGAAUCCAGCUGUGGCAUGGAGCAUCGCCACUACAGAAAGCGCAACAUUUAACAACCUGCAGCUAUUGACUUACUGCUUGACAUACUGUUUAUUCCAAUUUGCCGGAGGGCUGCUAGCUGCUGUGGUUUUCCGAGGCGAUUGGUGCCUUCGUGUUGGCCCUGGUGGAGUCGACCUCAAUCGGAAUUGGGAUGAACACUGGCAGGGUGACGAGUCGUUUGGUGGGGACACGAAUCCAGGUCGGCUGCCCUUCAGCGAGCCAGAGACGCAGCUUCUGAAGGAGUUAGUCUCAGACUUCCAGCCAACGACAUUCCUGACCAUCCACAGUGGAACACUAGGAAUGUAUAUGCCCUGGGCCUUCGACAUGGAGCACUUGGCGAAUCGCAAUCAGGCCUCCAUGAUGGAGAUUUUGAAGGAAGUGGACCAGGCCCACUGUGAAUGCCCCUUCGGAGCGGCUGGGCGCGAGGUCGGCUAUUCCUGCCCCGGUACCUGCCUGGACUGGGUCUACGACAAACUUCAGACUCCGUAUGCAUUUGCCUAUGAGAUCUUCUAUGGAGGUGACCUCGAAUCGCUCCGACAGCGGUGGGAGGAGAAGAUGGAGUUACCAGACGCCUCGCAACUUCAGGCACAAAAUCUGGCACACGAGCACUUCAAGGACAUGUUCGAAGACUUCCCCUCAAGCUUCAUCCAGGUCCACUCUGAAACCAACGCGACCAAGACCAGCUCAGAGACCAUUACAGGCUUCGCAUGUUUCGGGGCGUUCAACCCCGCGACGGAAGAACAGUACCGUGCGACCGUAGAAAACUGGUCCGGGGCUUACCUGGACACGGUCAGCAAG